AUGGAGCUUGAGAAGAAUAAGGUGGAGCUUCAGGAGAUGAAAGUGGAGCUUCGGAAGAAGAAAUCGGAGUGCGCUGAUCUCCAGGUUAAAUUAGCAGAGGUAGAAGAAACUGGAGAUAGUACCCCUAAAGAUAAGGAUGCAAAUGAAUAUUGGAUGAUCAAGUGCUCCGAUUUGGAGAGGCUAGUCCUGAGGAUGGAAAAUGAAAAUUUAAUACUGAGAUGUCAAGAAUUGCGUAAUACUGAAAAGAUAGAGUCUGAAGCGCGGGGUUUGCACAAUGAAAUUACUAAAACUGGUGAUAAGCAAGGAGAUAAAAACAACAUGGGCAAACCUAGUGCUAAAACCAGUGGUGGAGGGGGCAAGGAUUCUCGGGCGUAUGAACUGAAAACGAAAGAAAAGGUGCUGAAUGUGAAUGAUUGGGCCUGUUCAGUAGAGAACCCAUCUCGUCAUGGAUCACCAUCUCAAUCUCAUCCGGAAAUGAGUAAGAAGACUUUUAAGAACUUGGUCUCAGAUUCAGAUGACGCUGGUGAUAGUCUUAGCGAAUUUGAAUGUUCUGAUUGUUUUAUUGAUUCGAAAAUUUCUCUUGGUGACCCUAUGGAUAUGUUGGCGCUGAAAAAUUUGAAUACGAACAACGACGAAAUGAAAUGGAAAUCUGAGGCUGAUAUGCUUUCUUCAUUUGAAGAGGAUACUGAUAUCUGUAUGAAAGCUAUUUGUGCUCUCUAUCGGCAGAAUAUAUCCAAAGACGAAUUAUUACCGAAGGGGUUGGUUAUUGGCGAGGACAGGCACAGGUGUAUCACUUUGGCCAAGUUUCUGAUGGAUGAGGACUGCAAAGGUGAUCUUAAGAAGUCUGUGAAAGACUUGGAGACAUUAGAUUCCAAAGCGGUUACGAGUCUUAGGACUGCAACUGCCAGCAACAGAAAUAUAGGAAUAUGA
Molecule: messenger RNA, 930 nt
Organism: Papaver somniferum (opium poppy)
Lineage: Eukaryota; Viridiplantae; Streptophyta; Magnoliopsida; Ranunculales; Papaveraceae
Exons: 2
Coding region: 1-930 (309 amino acids)
Source: RefSeq, a predicted model, not a curated record